AUGAAAUAUAACGAGAAAGAAGAGUAUCUCAGAGAGUCACUGGAUGAAACAAACACACAAAAUAAAACGGUAGAUGCUGGCGUACAAGUACAUUUUAAACCUGAAAUGGCGACCAAAGGAGUACAAUAUCAAAAUAAUAUGGAUACCAUAGUACAAAAUAAGAACUGGGUAGAAAAUUUAACUAAUAUUUAUAUUCCGCGUAACGUGCUUGAGAUCUUUAGUCUUGGUCCAGAUUUUGCCGUACCUAUCAGCCAACCAAAAGAGAUACCCAUUCCUAACAUCAUCAGCAGUAUUGAGUCAGCUCUUAGAAACUGUUCAACCGACGCACGGAAUGACUAUAGAUCAAAAUGCUGUAAUAUUAUUAGAAACUACAAAAAUAAGCAAAACUGGACUGCUAACCAAACCCAAAAUAUGUUAGUUAAAAAAGUUAAAGAAACCCAACAUUUUCUAAUGUACACUACCGACUAUGACAAUAAAAUAAAUGAACUUCUAUCAGAUAGGGCCACAUAUAGCGAAUUAAAAAACGAUCCCACAAACAUAUUUCAAAAAAAUAACAACGAUAUAAUAAAUCGAUGGGAAAAAGCUCUCCUAAUCUCGCCGCAAACUGCAAAACACUUAAAAAUUAAUAAUGCUAUCGCCCCAAGGAUCUACGGCUUACCAAAACUGCAUAAACAAAAUAUCCCCUUAAGACCUAUUGUCUCUUGCACUCAGUCCCCUUUCGAAAAAUUAUCAAAAUUCUUAAAAAACAUCUUAAAAAACAUAGUGAAUGAUAAUGAAUACUAUAUUAAAGAUUCGUGGCAGUUUAAAGAAAAAAUUAGCAGAAUCAUUCUACCGCAUGACCACAUUUUAGCAUCUCUAGAUGUAGUGUCCCUCUACACAAACAUUCCUAUCGAUUUAGCUAUAGACAUAAUAAAUAAAAAAUGGGACAUGAUCAAACUUCACACAGACAUUCCACUAGAGGAGUUCGUGGAAGCCAUAAAAUUAACUCUAAAUUCGACCUAUUUCAUAUAUAAUAAUAAAUAUUACAAGCAGAUUGACGGUUGUGCCAUGGGUGCUUCUAUUUCGAGUAAAGCUGCAAAAUUAGGAAUACUCAAUUUGGUUUCGGAAAUGGUUUCGGAACAGGUUAGGCGCUGUUUAGUAUGCAAAUACCAAUACAAAACCAUCAGGAUGUACAACCAUGACAAUUACAUACGUGCCUUCGACAGAGUCAGAUAUGGCAAAACGUUAAAGGCCCAGAGGCUGAUGAUAUUAGAUAAUAGCAAACCAAUACUCGCAACAGGAAGCAAAUAUAUGUUUAGAAGAUCAACUAUCAGAGUAAGCGAGGAGUUAGGACAGGGCGGUAUCUGA
Cylas formicarius (sweet potato weevil) is the source of this 1347-nucleotide messenger RNA. RefSeq lists its product as uncharacterized. The coding region runs from base 1 to 1347 and encodes 448 amino acids. The transcript has 3 exons. Lineage: Eukaryota; Metazoa; Arthropoda; Insecta; Coleoptera; Brentidae. The record is from RefSeq and is a predicted model, not a curated record.